CCCCGGCUCCCCCCCGACCUGCCCGUUGCCAGCAGCGGCGUUUUUACGGGUUUCGGCGUCUCGCGCGGAGUGCAGUUGAGUGAGGGAGGGGGCCAUGUCCGGCGCCUCCAACGUCGCCACUAUGAAGAAAGUGGUGCAACAGCUGCGGCUCGAGGCCAGCGUGAGCCGCGUGAAGGUUUCACAAGCUGCAGCUGAUCUGAAGCAGUUUUGCCUUCAAAAUGCACAUCACGAUCCUUUAUUAACAGGAGUUUCAUCAAGUACAAAUCCAUUCAGACCACAGAAAGUCUGUUCUUUUCUCUGAUUUGAUCUAACAACUUUUCCUAGCUGGUUAUGUUGAAUAUGGAAAUGAAGCAAGAUGGCUUGGAACCUGUAUAGAAACUUUGUAUUAAUGUGCCAACUUUGAGCUUGUAAGAUUGCUAUUGUUUCAAACCCCCUUAAAAUCUACCUCUCUAAACAAGCUGUAUGCUAAUUGCUAUAACUCUGUAUCUAUCAUGAGGGAAUCAAUUUUAUAUUCAAGCAAUAGUUGACAUGAUUUUGAAUGUUAGCAUAAAGUAUUUCAACUUGUCCUAAUACUUUGAACUGUGUAUCUAAAACUUCACUAUUGUUCUAAAUACUGUCAGUUCAUUUUGUAAAAAUAUUCCUGCUUUUCCAAAACAAAAUAGCAUCUUCAUCUAAACAAAUUAGUAAUUUACAAUCAGUAUAGUACUUUUUUCUUUUUUGUUAUAUAGUCAUAGCUAAUUUGGAGUAAACUGUAUUCGCGUCUAGAAGCAUCCUAAAUUGUGAAUAUCCUCCUACAAGACUCAAAAAAACAAAAUAAAUGCCUUGUUAUACACUAUUUACCAAUCUAAUACGAUUUUAUUUCUUUUCUGUUUUAAAAAACUUUUAAAGCUAGAGUGGCAUAAAUUAGUAAAAAAGGAAGUCAAGCUUGAAACUGAUUACUAAAUACAUAACAGAACAAGAAUAUAAUGUAGAUUUUAAAAUAGUUUUGGAACAAACGCUGCAUAAUCUUAAAUAACUGGUUGCAUAGAGUUUUUCUUAUUUACAGGUCCAUAAUUUCUCAUACCUGACAGGUCAAAGCAAGAUCCAAGUUAACCAAGCUGACUGUCUCAGUUUAUAUUAAGUGCAGAGGGUAAUGCUCAGUUGGGUAUAACAUUCAUUUGAAACAAUCAUUCCGUGUAGAACAUUGAUUUAAUUUUCUGAUCUAUCUGCAGAGUGAUUUUUAAGGUAUAGUUCAGUUUUAUAUCUAAAAUCCUCCUUUCCUUUGAACAUCUGGGGGACAAUGAAAAAUGGGGAAUACAUAGUUUAUCAUUGUGUUCAAACUGGGAACUGCUUUGUAGUACCUAUAUGUAUGCAAACAAAUAUUAAUGCAUUUAAGAUUGAUCUGUAGAUUAAAAUUACAGAUGAACUGGGUAAUAUUGAUCAGAUUAUAUUCAAGAGGUUUUGGUUUUUUCUCACUCCUUAAGGAAGCCCUGUGAUUAUAGAUAACAGAACUUUCAUUAUUUCAAGUUUCAUUAAGAUGGACAGAGAAAAUGGGUUAUUACCUAAUUUCUUCUCCCUUUUAAAAAAUAAGAUUCAUUUCCCCAUGUAUUUCUUGUAUAAGCAUUUGGCUGAAUAUUUCUGUUCCUUGUCUAAUUUUAAAACAACUUUAAUUUAGCUUACUGAAGGUCAAAAUAAACAAGGUUUGUGUAGCCA
Molecule: messenger RNA, 1692 nt
Organism: Protobothrops mucrosquamatus (brown spotted pit viper)
Lineage: Eukaryota; Metazoa; Chordata; Lepidosauria; Squamata; Viperidae
Gene: GNG5
Product: G protein subunit gamma 5
Exons: 3
Coding region: 95-301 (68 amino acids)
Biological process (GO): G protein-coupled receptor signaling pathway
Cellular component (GO): heterotrimeric G-protein complex
Molecular function (GO): G-protein beta-subunit binding
Source: RefSeq, a predicted model, not a curated record